AUGGAUCUCAUUGGCAAGAUUUAUCUAGCCAGUAGCAAGCAGCAUUGUUUUAUCAUUGUAGCUACAGACUAUUUCACCAAAUGGGUGGAAGCCAAGCCCAUUAAAUCCACUACAUCUCAAGAAAUCAUCACCUUCAUAGAAGAACAGAUUGUACAAAGGUUUGGCAUUCCAGAAUCAAUCACAACAGACAUGGGAUCUUCUUUCAUAUCUGGAGAAAUGCUAGAUAUGGCAGAAGCAUUCAAAUUUAAGCUACUUCAAUCCACCCCUUACUAUGCUCAAACUAAUGGACAGGCAGAAUCCAGUAACAAUGACAAUCUUACUGGAGAAGACUACUCUCAAGCCAUGCUGCUAAAGCUAGAAGGAUUGGAUACAAGUAAAAUUGACACCCUCAACAAACUUUUAGCAGGAAAACAAGCUGUGUCAAGGGCCUACAACAAAAGAGUUAAAAACAAGAGUUUUGAAGAGGGAGAAAUAGUCUGGAAAGCAGUUCUACCCCUUGGAACACACAUAGCUGGUUAUGGAAAGUGGUCACCUACAUGGGAAGGUCCUUUCAUAAUUAAACAAAUCCUUAGAAUGGGGGCAUACAUAUUACAGGAUCGAGAUGGAGAUGUUCAUGCUGCACCAAUCAAUGGCAAAUGGUUGAAGAAAUUCUGCCCAACCAUGUGGGAUUCACAGGCUCUACAAACAGAUCCUGGAAUAGAGAGGAAACAAAAUGAAACUGUUAUCUAA
Prunus mume (Japanese apricot) is the source of this 729-nucleotide messenger RNA. NCBI's taxonomy places the organism in Eukaryota, Viridiplantae, Streptophyta, Magnoliopsida, Rosales, Rosaceae. The record is from RefSeq and is a predicted model, not a curated record.